GAGAGGAGAGAGAGAGAGGUAUUUUAAGGAACUUUUCCUACAAAGUAAACGGAUCCUGGCGCACAGGUCGUGCGCACGCAAGCUUUUCUGUUCCAAAUGUAAAGAUCAGAGUUUUACAUCAAGGCCUGUCAGAGAUGGCACACGAACAGGCGGCUGGUUUUUAAACCUCGUCAGUGUUAAAGCCCUAGGCUGUGAUGAAGGAGUGAAUGAUCUCUCGUGCUGAGCACUCCGAGGCUGAAAGCGCGCACUGUAGCGGUGCCAUGACCGGGGCGGCUCUGGCGAGUCUCUCCGUGAUGCUCGGUGCUGGUUUCCUCGCUUGGGACUGGUCGAGCCAGAACCAGGUGGAGAAUGAUCCUGCGGCACCGAACCCGAGCAGACCACCGCACAUCAUCUUCAUCAUGACAGACGACCUGGGUUUCAACGAUAUCGGCUACCACAACCGUGACAUGCGCACACCCACGCUGGAUAAACUGGCGGCCGGCGGUGUGAAACUGGAGAAUUACUACGUGCAACCGAUCUGUACACCUUCCCGCAGCCAGUUUCUAACCGGCAGGUAUCAGAUUCACACAGGUCUCCAGCAUUCCAUUAUCAGGUCCCGGCAGCCCAACUGUUUGCCUUUUGACAUGGUCACCCUGCCACAGCGUCUCCAGGAUGCUGGCUAUUCCACACACAUGGUGGGUAAAUGGCACCUGGGCUUCUACAAGCGAGAUUGUCUCCCUACUCGUCGUGGCUUUCAUACAUACUUUGGCUCCCUGACAGGCAGUGUGGACUACUACACAUAUGACUCAUGUGAUGGUCCAGGGAGGUGUGGCUACGAUCUCCAUGAAGGUGAAACAGUGGCAUGGAGAUAUCGGGGAAGAUAUUCUACUCAUCUGUACACACGCAGAGUGCGGAAGAUUCUGGCAUCACACGAUCCAUCAGGACAGCCUCUGUUUAUAUUCCUGUCCUUCCAGGCUGUACACACUCCCUUACAGUGUCCUAAGGAAUACAUUUAUCCGUAUCGUGACAUGGGGAAUGUUCUUCGACGCAAACAUGCUGGCAUGGUCUCAUCUGUGGAUGAGGCAGUACACAAUAUAACAUACGCGCUUCGGAAAUAUGGCUAUUACCACAAUAGUGUGAUUAUUUUUUCUACAGAUAAUGGGGGCCAGCCUUUAUUUGGAGGGAGCAACUGGCCACUCAGAGGAAGGAAGGGGACAUAUUGGGAAGGUGGCAUGCGUGCAGUGGGAUUUGUCCACAGCCCACUUCUCAGGAGACGGAGGAAAGUCAGCAAGGCACUAGUUCAUAUCACUGACUGGUACCCAACAUUGGUGCGUCUGGCAGGGGGGAAUGUAUCCCAACUGCAUGGACUAGAUGGGUAUGACAUUUGGGAAACGAUCAGCGAGGGAAAGGAGUCCCCACGUUAUGAGAUCCUCCACAACAUCGACCCAUUGUAUGUGCCUUCACGCCAUGGCUCGUUACGGGGCGGAUAUGGUAUCUGGAACACUGCUGUACAGGCAGCAGUGCGAAUGGGAGACUGGAAGCUGCUGACAGGAGAGCCUGGUUAUGGGGACUGGACGCCACCUCAGGUGUUAGGAAACUUCCCGGGAGCCUGGUGGGAUCUUGAGCGUCACGCCGAAGCCCGCAAAUCACUAUGGCUGUUCAACAUCACAGCAGAUCCGUAUGAGCGCUACGACAUGGCUGAGAAGAGGCCUGAUGUGGUAAAGCAGUUACUGGCAAGAAUAGUGUUUUACAAUCGCACAGCUGUGCCUGUUCGUUACCCUGCUGAGGACCCAAGGGCAGAUCCGAGUCUGAAUGGAGGGGCGUGGAGGCCUUGGGCUGGGGAUAAAGAAGCAGACAGCUGUCAACAAGUUUAUCACAGGAGACAAAAUGACAAGAAUAAGAAGCUGAGCAAAAUGAGAUCAUUUUUCAAAAAACUCAGCACAAAAAUGAUGUCCAAUAGGAUAUGAGUGGUGUAACUGAUAACAGGGAUUUACUUCCUAACCUUCUGAAAACCCUUUGAAAAAAAUCACAUGAAAGUCUUUUGUUUGAUUAUUCAUUACAAGUUUCUCAUGGCCUAAUCUUUUGGCUGUUUGACUGUAUUACAUACUCUACCUCUCUAUUUUUUCUGUACUCAUGUACUUUGUAAGGCCCUUCUCUUUUACAAACCUUACAAAAACACUAAAACUGCAUAGAACCCUAAAACAGUACUACACUUUUAGAAUUACUUUAAACCAGAGUAAGUUUAAGGUCAGUGAAGACCCCUUAUUGUCCUAUAAAACAUUAUAAGACUGUUGAAGAACCCUUUUUUCUAAGAGUGUACUGUAUAGCUCGUACAAUCUAAAAAUGGACUGAGAAAUUACUAAUUCAUAAAAUGAAUGAAGGAAUGCCUUUUUUGUUGUGGUCUACUGUAGAUACUCUAGACAAUAACACACUGUGGAUUUAAAACACACACACACAUACACACACACACACACACACACACACACACACACACACACACACACACACACACACACACACACACACACACACACAUCACAAGCUGCUUUUUAUUUGUUUAUGAAUUGAUUAUUAAAUGUAUUGUUUACUAUUUCACAAUAAUCAGCUACUUGAUAUAGAUCAUAGUAUUUGUCAUAUGUAUGUAAUGUGAGUGUUCUGCAUGCAUUGAUGGCAUUUUUUUGUAUUAACAAUUUACAGACGUGCAUGUGGACUUGAAUUAAUCUCCAAAAAGGGACUGCCCUCUAGUGGUCACAUGGUGUUAUUAACAAACCUGAAUCUGGAGACAUGAUGAAUAUUUAAUAUUUUAAAGGUAAGAUAUUGUGGGAGUCCAAAUAAAUAAAUAAACAAAACAAAAUAAAAAAAUACA
Tachysurus fulvidraco (yellow catfish) is the source of this 2845-nucleotide messenger RNA. RefSeq names its product arylsulfatase family, member Ia (gene arsia). The coding region runs from base 207 to 1946 and encodes 579 amino acids. NCBI's taxonomy places the organism in Eukaryota, Metazoa, Chordata, Actinopteri, Siluriformes, Bagridae. The transcript is spliced from 2 exons. The record is from RefSeq and is a predicted model, not a curated record.